Strongylocentrotus purpuratus (purple sea urchin) is the source of this 2804-nucleotide messenger RNA. It is a transcript of the gene pdf, whose product is annotated as peptide deformylase, mitochondrial. Bases 311 to 1042 code for a protein of 243 amino acids. The record is from RefSeq and is a predicted model, not a curated record. Lineage: Eukaryota; Metazoa; Echinodermata; Echinoidea; Camarodonta; Strongylocentrotidae. Gene Ontology annotation, cellular component: mitochondrion. Gene Ontology annotation, biological process: peptidyl-methionine modification; N-terminal protein amino acid modification. The transcript has 3 exons. Gene Ontology annotation, molecular function: peptide deformylase activity.
GGUAAAGGCGAAUGAUUGUGGAAAGGGAAUUCCCCUUCGAUUAGUUCCAGCUCAAUCGAACAUGGAUGGAGCGCUUGAAUUGCAUGCAACUGGCCUAGAUUGCUAGAACAGAUAUACCUGGACAGACAGGUGCAGGUGUAUGUACAUAUCGCGUGUGAAUCCAAGACAAAGAGAGAGUCUGGGGGAGUCUUGAUUUAAAAGAACAGGAGACAGAAUUAAUUUGCAACUACUUGCUUACCAGCUGGAGUGAGACUAGGAGGAUAGUUUUUUGCCUGGCAGAUAGAGAGCCCAGGGUCACAACAGCUCUCAGAUGUUGCGUCAAGGUUGUAUUCGUGCCGUUGGUGUAGCAGUACUGUGGAGCUCCGCAAGUCGAUCUGUACACAUCACAUCCGCCCAGCAGAAUCUUACCAGGGUCAUCGUCAAACAACCCUUCUAUUUAUCAGCUGCCUUUCUACUGAAAAAGGCUAUCUGGAGAAUCAAGAUGGCCACACCUCCAUAUAAUCAUGUGACACAGGUUGGUGAUCCUGUCCUUCGUGGUAAGAGUGAUCCUGUGCACCCUCAAGAUAUCAGGACUAAAGAGUUUCAAGAUCUAAUUCAGAAGAUGGUGGGUGUUAUGAGGAAGACGGGUGGGGUGGGGUUAGCUGCCCCACAGAUAGGCGUGGCCCAGCAGGUGUUCGUCAUGGAGUUCACUGAGAAACAUAUGAAGGGAUUUUCUGAAGAGAUCCAGAAAGCUAGAGAGAUGGAAGUGGUACCCCUCAAGGUGUUUGUCAACCCCUCUCUGAAGAUCUUAUCAGAUAAUCAGGUGGUUCUUACAGAGGGAUGUCUCAGUCUUACAGGAUUUUCUGCUGCCACACCAAGAGCACAUGAGGUGGAAAUCACAGGGUUAAAUGAGAAGGGAGAGCCUGUGACUUGGCGUGUCUGUGGAUACCCCGCAAGGAUCUUACAGCAUGAAUACGACCACCUUCAGGGAACCUUAUACAUUGAUCGCAUGGACACUCGGACCUUCGCUGAUCUCCAGUGGCCUCAAUGGAAUGAAAAGUGAAUCCAAAAAAGCAGGCAGCAGUCUGAUGUGUGUUCACAUGGCUUGACAGUUCUGUGUUAGGGCUCUUAGACAUUGUUUGAAAGAACUUGUCAACUGGCCUACAUUUAUAUGUUCAGAGCUAGAGUCAGUCCUUGCCCACAAUGCCAAAUUAUGAGAUACAAUUAUGCGUGAUAAAGAGAUAAAGACUUUCUUUCUUGCAUGGACAUUACUCAAUAGACCAUUUUCGUUAAGUAAUCAAAUCUAAUGCACAAAUCUUGUUCAGGAAAGAACCAUAAUUUGUUUUGGAGAUGGAAAUACAAAAAAAUUCACCUCAAUGUGUAUUCAUUGAUUUUGUUUAUUUUCUUGGUAUGGAAUGAAGAUAAUUUUGUCGCUGUUUUCACAAAGUGACGGUAGUGAAAAAAAAUUGCAUUCACUUUGCGUUACGAUUUUCCUCACUACCGUCACUUCGUGAAAACAAGGACGAUUUGUGCAGUAUUAAGACUUGGACAUGUUGACAAUUGGUGCUUUGCCAUAAUUGAGCGAACUAAACUGAAUCAUGGUAAUUCUUCAGGGGAUUUUAUCCUGGCUUAAACUUAGUCUGCUUUUGAGAAUGCCUGCCUUAAAGUGACCUAUUACAGUGGUCAUGUUCUGUUAUGUAUUUCUUGUUUCUUAUACACUGGUCAGUAUAGAAGUCUAUAUAUUGUGCAACUAUAUUAAAUUACUCUGUGAGGUUUUAAAAACUCUGUGAGGUCUUAAAACUAUAAAAAGAUGUGACUCUUUUGAUAUGUACAAUUAUGUAGUUCUUGGUAUUGAGUGACCUAUGGAAUUGAAUUCGAAUUUGUCUUAUCCUUCAUCCUUUUUAAAUUUUCUACAUUUUAAAUUUCCUACAUUAUUUAUGAUAAUGAGAUACAUUUAAAUCCCACUAUAUGAUAAUGAUAAAGAAUAUGAUAUUAAAUAAUGGUAAUAAGAAAUGUGUUUCAGAAUAAUUGAAAAGUUUAGGGUUCAUUUAAAUUGCUCAAAAUUGUACUUUCAGAAUAGAUUUAGCAAACUUAUUACAAUAUAUAUGGUAUCACCAGAAUAUCAGCAGAAAUGAGACAUUAUUGUAGAAAAGGGUUUUCUUAUGAUCUGUUUAUAAAACAACAAUUACUUUACAAGCAGCAUCUAACAAUUACUUUGCAUAUGAGUGACAAUAUAUACUCCGCUUUUGAUAAAUACAGUCUGUUGGAAGCAUUCAAAUACAUCUGUUUAUCAUGAUUGGUGUAAACAUGUCUUCCAUGAUUUAUUUCUUCAUAACAUGAACUUUAGUCUUACACAGGGUAGCCCAAUCAGUGAUCAGACACCGUGUACCAAGGGUUCCUGUAUUCAUGUGAAACAUUGCCACAUGCAUCCAGAAAUAAAAUAAUGGUAAAUGUUAGAUGGGACAAAUGUAGCAUUAAUUAACAAAAUAAUAUAUAAUUAUUUCCCUUGGUUUUUUAAGUAUCUUUCUUGAAGUAUUUUACCUAUAUGGGUAGAGUGAAUCUGGUGAUUAAGAACGAUGUUGUAACAAACUGUUGUCUUAACCAGGUAUUUUGCUGGCCCCAUCCUUUUGAAGUCUAUUGUUUAUCCUCUGGCAUACAACAAGAUUUUGAUACAGCACUUAAUUGUAAAAGCCAUCUGCUUUGGAAAGAAUAUCAUCACUCAUCAGAGUUUCUGAUCUUACCUCUAAAAUAUAUAAAAUAUAUGAAUUGCAUGACAUUUUGCAUUUUCACAAUGUGAUUAAAAGUUUAUACAAGUCAUAAAGUUA